Molecule: messenger RNA, 753 nt
Organism: Triplophysa dalaica
Lineage: Eukaryota; Metazoa; Chordata; Actinopteri; Cypriniformes; Nemacheilidae
Exons: 6
Coding region: 1-753 (250 amino acids)
Source: RefSeq, a predicted model, not a curated record
AUGUCGCCUUUCCCUUCAAGUGGGACACAAUGCGAUGUUCGGGAGGUGACACGCAAUGUGUUGACCACCGUGGUUCGCUCCACCUCCUGUGGAAGGUCUUCAGUCGUACCCACUCCAUUGGUCGUGCAACAGGUUCUGGUUCAGGUCCUGUGGUUACUGGCCGGGCACUGUGGGAACACUGUUCAAACCAUAUACCAGCUAGACCUUUUCACCUCUUUUGAGGACCUGAAGAUCAAUGCACCUGGUCUUUCAAGACAAGCAUUUGUCAAAAUGUUAGAACAGCGCUCACAACAAUUUGGAAGGAGAGGUUACAUUUGUGGCGACAUCUUCCAAAAAGCUUUCCUUGAAUGUAAAUAUUGUCGUCAUGAAAGAGAAAAACUCUGCGGCAUUGACCACUUCUCUUGCCCAGCUUGCACCCCAGAUACAGUUGCUGUGUCUGCAGACGGAAACAGAAAAUUAUAUAGAUUCAGCAAAACAAAGGGGGUAGAGGAACAACCAUUUUUUGAUGGAGUUUUGCUGGCCAAUGACAAAGCUGUAGCAACAUUUGUUGAUUGUGUUUGUGAGAAGAUCAAGCCAGUAAAUGGAAAAGGCACCUGUGGAACAUCAACAUGGGCUGCAGCCAGGGAGACCUCUAAGAAGACAAACUCCAAAUGUGACGAAGAAGGCCUAGAGGUGGCAGUUUUUGGACACUGCAUAUUGCUUAGAGAUAUUGGCCUUAUCUGCAAAAGGUGGCUCAAUCAUUCCCAGAAAUGA